GACAGGUGAAACCACAAUUGAGAAAGGAACAUGAAGCAGAUGUUGAAGACAGUACUCUUGGCUGUAUUUCUGGCAGGUGCCAUUACAGGCAUUGCAGCCGAUAAAAAAGUCUUUUGCUACUAUGGUAGCUGGGCCGCGUAUCGUCCUGGACUCGGCGCAUGCGAACCGUCCCACAUAAAUCCAGCUUUGUGUACACAUAUGAUUUAUACUUUCGUCGGUAUCACCACCAAUGGCGACGUACAAGUACUGGACAGCUGGCUGGAUCUGCCAAACGGUAGAGACGGUUUCGGAAAGUUUACCAGGCUCCGCCAAUCUAGCCCAGGCACGAAAGCUAUGAUAGCGAUAGGCGGAUGGAACGAGGGAUCCGCCAAGUACUCUCAAGUCGCGGCAAACCCACAACUCCGUGCUCGAUUUGCCCAAAACGUCGUUAACUUCCUGAGGACGUACAAUUUCGACGGUUUCGACGUCGACUGGGAGUAUCCCAACCAACGAGGCGGAAAUCCAUCCGACAAGUUGAAUUUUAUCCUCUUGCUAAAGGAACUGAAGGAGGCCUUUAAUAAACACGGCUACAUCCUCAGCGUAGCCGUAGGUGCUGCCGAAUCUUUGGCUUCUAAGUCGUACCAUAUUGCCAAUGUGUCGCAAAACGUAGAUUUUAUUAAUCUGAUGACGUACGACUACCAUGGAUCGUGGGACUCGGUCACCGGGACGAACGCUCCGUUAUAUGCUUUAUCGAGCGAACAAGGAAACCAAAUCAUGUCCAACGUGAACGCAUCUGUCCAAUAUUGGUUAUCGGAAGGGGCGUCAGCGGAUAAGCUCAUUCUCGGUGUUCCUUCUUAUGGAAGAUCGUUUACUUUGGCGAAUCCAGGAAACAAUGGUGUAGGUGCCCCGGCUUCUGGUCCCGGAAAUAGCGGACCCUACACACAAGCAACAGGAAUGCUUGGCUACAAUGAGAUCUGCGAGAAACUUCGUCAGGGAUGGACCGUGCGGCGCGAAGAACAACAACGUGUACCUUAUGCCUUCAGUGGUAAUCAAUGGGUCGGAUACGAUGACCCAACAUCUAUUGCAGAGAAGGCCAAUUACGUCUUAUCUAAUGGUCUCGGCGGUGUAAUGAUGUGGAGCAUUGAAACUGAUGACUUCCGUGGAACUUGUGGUGACAAGUAUCCACUUCUGAGUACGAUAAAUAAAAUAUUGCGGGGAAACGUUCCAAAUCAAUCUUCUCCGCAAACUUAGGAAACAACUCCACCGCCUGCAACUCCGUCACCAGGGAUCGUAUAAUUUAUCCUGCACAGCUCGCUUCCCGUCUUUUUCGCCUGUAUUUCUAUCCCCAAUACUAUUCUCCUCAUGCGCCUUCGCUGACCAUGCCUAGCAUACCUCCAUCAA
Molecule: messenger RNA, 1380 nt
Organism: Ceratina calcarata
Lineage: Eukaryota; Metazoa; Arthropoda; Insecta; Hymenoptera; Apidae
Product: acidic mammalian chitinase-like
Exons: 5
Coding region: 31-1230 (399 amino acids)
Biological process (GO): carbohydrate metabolic process; chitin catabolic process
Cellular component (GO): extracellular region
Molecular function (GO): chitin binding; chitinase activity
Source: RefSeq, a predicted model, not a curated record